AUGGUCGCCAUUAAACCCGCGAAACGCCCGGUGGAACUGGGGUUGCGGAUGGGAUGGUAUAUCGUCAAGAACAAAUUGCUGGGACGAAAGCGAUUUCCGCUGGUAACCAUGCUGGAGCCGCUGGAAAUGUGCAAUCUGGCCUGCAUCGGGUGCGGCCGCAUUAGGGAAUACCGCGGGGUUCUGGAUAAAAUGAUGCCGGUGGACGAAGCCCUGGCUGCGGUGCACAGCUCCGGCGCUCCCAUCGUGUCGAUUGCCGGUGGUGAACCAACCAUCCACCCGCAUAUCGACAAAAUAAUCAAAAAGCUGGUGGAAGAAAAAUAUUUUGUCUAUUGUUGCACCAACGCCCUGCUGCUGGAACGGAUGCUGAAGAAAAUCCCGCCGUCGAAGUAUUUCUGCUGGGUAAUACACAUGGACGGAAUGGAAGAUAAACACGACGAGUCAGUGGCCCGGGAAGGGGUAUUCCGACGGGCGAUCGAUGGGAUUCGCAUGGCGGUGUCCCAGGGAUACCGGGUAUGCACCAACACUACGGUAUUCCGCAAUAGCGACGUGGAGGACCUGCGGGGAGAUGUUCCGGCACGUUAG
Messenger RNA from Geodia barretti, 582 nucleotides. Lineage: Eukaryota; Metazoa; Porifera; Demospongiae; Tetractinellida; Geodiidae. The record is from the annotation of a GenBank genome assembly.